Molecule: messenger RNA, 3203 nt
Organism: Coffea eugenioides
Lineage: Eukaryota; Viridiplantae; Streptophyta; Magnoliopsida; Gentianales; Rubiaceae
Product: potassium transporter 4
Exons: 10
Coding region: 277-2742 (821 amino acids)
Biological process (GO): cell tip growth; potassium ion transmembrane transport
Cellular component (GO): membrane
Molecular function (GO): potassium ion transmembrane transporter activity
Source: RefSeq, a predicted model, not a curated record
AGGAGCAGGCGAGCAGAUGUAGAUGAAGCCUGACAUCAAUUCUCAUCAUCACCAAUUGAUAAUUAUUAAUGUUUUCAUUGGUUAUAUAUAUGUAUAUAGAAAAAGAGGAGAAGAGAUAUAGAGUUGCAGACAGUAGUAUCCCUCCCUCCCUCCCAAUAUACAACAAGAAGUGUGUUGCUGCUACUUGUGUUGUGUUAAUCAAUAUAGCUUGAGCCUGCCAUCUUCCCCUCCUCCCUUUCCGUCGCCCAUAUCAUCAAUCCAUCCCCCAAUUCCGCGAUGUAUACUGUUGAUAUUGAUCGCGAGGAAGACAGUGAUGAUGUCAUGCAUCAGCAAGCAGCCAAUGGAGGUCAAAACUCCAGUUGUGCUAGUGGGCCAGAGGGACGAACUGAACCAACCCAGGUGCCCAAGAGGACCAAAAAUUUAGCUGCCAAGAUUCCUUUGGCAGAUCUUUCCAGAAACUUGCUUUUGGCCUACCAAAGCUUUGGGGUGGUAUAUGGAGAUUUGAGCACUUCUCCUCUUUACGUAUACAAGAGCAUAUUUGUUGGGAAGCUGUCAAGUCAUACCAAUGAGGAUGCCAUAUUUGGUGCAUUUUCUCUCAUCUUUUGGACCUUAACAUUGAUACCUCUACUCAAAUACACGCUCAUACUGCUAAGUGCUGAUGAUAAUGGUGAAGGUGGAACAUUUGCUCUUUACUCUCUGCUCUGCAGACAUGCAAAGUUUAGUUUACUUCCAAAUCAACAAGCAGCUGACGAGGAGUUAUCCACUUAUAAAUAUGGCCCUUCGGCUCAGCAUGCAUCAUCUGUACCAUUGAGGCGAUUUCUUGAGAAACAUAAGAAGUCGCGAACGGUUCUACUUCUUGUGGUAUUGUUGGGGGCUUGCAUGGUCAUAGGUGAUGGUGUAAUCACUCCUGCAAUUUCUGUUCUGUCUUCUGUAUCUGGAAUUAAAGUUGCAGAGAACAAGUUAACUCAGGGUGAAGUUAUAUUGAUUGUCUGUGUGAUAUUGGUUGGGCUCUUCGCUCUUCAGCACUGUGGUACACACAAGGUUGCUUUUCUAUUUGCACCAGUUGUCGUCCUUUGGUUGAUAUCAAUAUUUGUCCUUGGGCUGUACAAUGUAAUACAUUGGAACCCCAAAAUAGUCUCUGCUCUUUCUCCACACUACAUUGUUAAGUUCUUCAAGGAAACUGGCAAAGAUGGAUGGAUAUCACUUGGAGGAGUUCUCCUGGCCAUUACAGGUACUGAAGCUAUGUUUGCAGAUCUUGGCCAUUUCACUGCCAGCUCAAUUCGGAUAGCAUUUACCUUUGUUGUAUACCCUUGUCUUGUGAUCCAAUACAUGGGCCAGGCUGCUUUUCUCUCAAAAAAUAUCCCAUCCAUUCCACGUGGUUUCUAUGACUCAAUACCUGGUAGCAUAUAUUGGCCUAUGUUUGUGAUUGCCACUCUUGCUGCAAUUGUUGCUAGUCAGGCUAUUAUUUCAGCUACAUUUUCUAUUGUUAAACAAUGUAACGCACUUGGUUGUUUCCCAAGGGUCAAGGUUGUCCACACCUCAAGACACAUAUAUGGGCAGAUCUACAUACCAGAAAUAAAUUGGAUUCUCAUGAUUAUUACCCUUGCUAUAGCAAUUGGAUUCCAGGAUACAACUACAAUUGGGAAUGCAUACGGCCUGGCUUGCAUGACAGUCAUGUUUAUAACAACAUUUCUCAUGUCACUCGUCAUAGUUUUUGUAUGGCAAAGGAAUCUCCUGUUUGCAGCAGCAUUCCUCCUUUUCUUUUGGAUCAUUGAAGGUGCUUACUUGUCGGCUGCACUCAUCAAAGUUCCUCAGGGUGGAUGGGUCUCCCUUUUGCUCUCUGUGAUAUUUAUGUUCAUCAUGUUUGUCUGGCAUUAUGGGACACGUAAGAAGUACAACUUUGAUGUGCACAAUAAAGUUCCAUUGAAAUGGCUGCUUGGAUUGGGCCCCAGCCUUGGUAUUGUUCGUGUUCCUGGGAUAGGUCUGAUUUACUCAGAAUUGGCAACAGGAGUGCCUCCUAUCUUCUCACACUUUGUGACAAAUCUCCCUGCUUUUCAUUCGGUAUUGGUUUUUGUUUGUGUAAAAUCGGUCCCCGUGCCUUAUGUCUCACCUGAAGAACGCUUCCUUGUCGGCCGCAUUUGUCCAAGACCGUAUCGUAUGUAUCGCUGUAUUGUCAGAUAUGGAUAUAAGGAUAUACAGCGAGAUGAUGGGAACUUUGAAAACCUGCUCAUUCAAAGUAUAGCAGAGUUCAUCCAGAUGGAAGCUGUUGAACCGCAGUUCUCAAGUUCUGAUAAUGCAUCAUUUGAUGGAAGGAUGGCAGUGAUAAGCACCAGAAAUGUGGGAACCAAUUCAAGUUUAGUUGUAUCUGAGCGGGAUGAUUCUGAUGAAAUUGUCUCCAUCCAGAGUAGCAGAUCUUUAACUCUUCAGAGUUUGAGAUCAGCUUAUGAUGAUGAGAACCCACAGAUCAGGAGACGCCAAGUCAGAUUUCAAUUGCCAGAAAGCCCUGGCAUGGAUGUCUCGGUCAGGGAAGAGCUUUUGGACUUGAUCCAGGCCAAGGAAGCGGGCGCGGCAUAUAUUAUGGGACACUCGUACGUGAAGGCAAGAAGGUCAUCCUCGUAUUUGAAAAAGCUUGUAAUUGAUAUUGGAUACUCCUUCCUUCGCAAGAAUUGCAGGGGUCCUGCUGUGGCUCUAAACAUUCCUCACAUUAGCCUUAUUGAAGUUGGCAUGAUAUAUUAUGUGUAAUUAAUGCAUCAGUUCUAUUUAACAGAAGUUCCUGAAUCAGUGGUUGCGAUACGCUAGCACAUCAGUCAAGGCUGAUAAGCUUUUUGUAGCAGCAUAGCUUUCAGGUCAUAAAUUGCUUUAUGCAGCUGUGUUGGAUUGUACCCAGCUUGUGUAUAUAAUUACUUGAUGUUAUAGCAUCAUUUUGAUCAGUUACACCAAAAAAAUGAUGGGUUAAACUCCUGAUAAAGCGUCGUGCCUGUUAUGCAGCUGUAUACUUUUGGAUUGGGAACCGAGUCGGCAAAAAUGCUGAAAACUUGAGGCUAAAUGAUUGAUUGCGAAAGAUUUUAUUUGGUGACUGGGGAGACUGUUGAUUUGUGCUCUGGCAUUGUUUCAGCUAUGAUUCUUGUAUUCUUUUCUGUGGAUUUAAAAGUCCAUUCCAUUAGUAUUUACCUAUUGAUGCUGGGCUUUAAUUUAUUACUGUA